This is a messenger RNA of Limulus polyphemus (Atlantic horseshoe crab), 4245 nucleotides long. RefSeq names its product serine/threonine-protein phosphatase Pgam5, mitochondrial-like. The transcript has 8 exons. Bases 256 to 1089 code for a protein of 277 amino acids. NCBI's taxonomy places the organism in Eukaryota, Metazoa, Arthropoda, Merostomata, Xiphosura, Limulidae. Gene Ontology annotation, cellular component: mitochondrion. The record is from RefSeq and is a predicted model, not a curated record. Gene Ontology annotation, biological process: positive regulation of mitochondrial fission.
UUAUACACUGAGUGCAGUGUGGACUGUCAGUUUAAUGAUUAUUGGUAGAGACAAAAAAUAUCUUGAAGUCGUUGGAUCCGUUGUAUGACAUAGGGUUAAGUGUUCUCAAUUGAAGGUUCUUGUUAUAUUGCAUUUACAGCCAAACCUGGGGAAACUUAAACAUUUAGAGCAACAUUGCAGGAAGAGUGAUAAUAGUUUCAAAUACAUGUGCUUAAAUUUUAUACCAAGUGCAGAUAGUAGAACGUAAGGUCAAGCAUGGUGGUAAUAAAUGGAAGACAUUUAAUGUAUGGUCUUGCUGGAAGUGGAAUUUCAUUAGGAUUCCUCUGGGGAAUACUCGAUGGAAAAAAAUAUGCCUCUGCAUCAUGGACCACUAACUCUGUACCAUCCAUAAAAUGGGACUCAAACUGGGACAGGAGAGAAUCACUCAAUUUAGGAAAAUCCCCACAGAACAGAGAACCUGGAGAAGAUAAUCAAUACAAUGAACAACACGGAAAGGCCAAACCCAAAGCUUCACGACACCUGAUCUUAAUUCGACAUGGUCAGAGUACUCCAGUCAGCAAAGACUGUGAUACAAAGCUCACAGAAUUAGGUAGGGAACAGGCAAGCAUUACAGGGAAGCGGCUAAAGGACUUAAAUUUCCCCUACACUCGGAUAGUCCAGUCUUCCAUGCAGCGAGCCUUAGAAACAUCCCAAUUAAUUCAAAUUCAUAUACCAGGAGUGAAAGUAGAAACUUGUGCUUUGUUGCAAGAAGGAGCACCAAUUCCUCCAGAACCCCCUAUUGACCACUGGAAACCUAAACCUGAGAAUUUUUACCAAGAUGGUGCCAGGAUUGAAGCUGCCUUCAGGAAAUACUUUCAUAGAGCAUUACCAAGCCAAGAAAGUGAUAGUUAUGACGUACUAGUGUGCCAUUCAAAUGUAAUUCGUUAUUUUCUUUGCAGAGCCCUGCAGUUCCCUCCAGAAGCCUGGUUGAGAUUCACACUUCAUAACUGUAGCAUAACCUGGAUUGUUAUUCGACCAAAUGGACGAGUCAUUACAUAUAGCAUUGGAGAUAUUGGUCAUAUCAAUAGUGACAAAAUGUCAACAUCGUGAUUUUUUGUGGAACAUCAGAAGGGUAAAUAGUUUCCAAACUAGUGGCAAGUGCAAAGUUUUCUAGGCAAACAAAAUAUAUUUUAGAAUAUACUUCAAGUCAAAGUGGAUGUACCUUCUAUUAGAUAAUCCUUAACCAUAAUAACAUUUCAUAAGUCUUUGGUAAAGCUGAUUCUUUGUGCAAGUAGAAAAGGCCUUAAAAUGAAUUUUAACAAAAUAUGACUGUUCAUACAUAGUCCUUUCUUUUUUAUGGAUUUCUCCUGACUCUAUUUUGAUUGCUGGAGGUCAGUUCGGUCUCCAUGCCAAGUUGUUAUGGAAGUCUGGUACCGAGAGAGAACUUAAUUUGUAUUGACAUUAAAUUUGGUCAGUGACCUGUAAAAUCUUUAUCUUAGGGUUGCACUACAUCAACUUCAUGGUUCUUCAGACUUGAAAGUAACAUUUAAAAAAUAAAAGUAGAGACAGCAGUUUAUAGUAAAACAUAUACUUACUAAAACCAAAUUGAAAAACUAUUAAUGGUUGUUAUAUAGUUGUAAUGUUACUAAUUUCAUAUCCUAUUGGACAGUUUCUUUAAUUUUAAUAAUUAAUUUCAUUACUAGAAAAUUUUAAACCAGUGUACCCUGACUGUUUUAAACUUAUACUGUAGAUAUAAAAAAAAUUCUGUGUUACUCUUCUAAAUAAGGCUUUAACACAUUGAAUAGCAUAUUAUUGUGUAUUAAGAUAUUUAAUGCAUUAUUACAAUAUGAAACCAUGUGUACUGUUAAAUAAGUUAAAGUUGCUUUUUAUUAUGUAAUAUGAAUUUAAAAAUUAUUAUUAUAUAUAUAAUUAAAUUUAACUGAAAAAUGUAGUUUUAUCUGCUUAAAUAACUUAGAUGAACUUCAGAUAACAAUGCUUCCUUUUAAUUAAACCAGACAGUUGUAUCAGCAAGUUUUGACCUUAUUCUUCUCCAUGUCCUUCUAAUCAUUUAACCUCAGAAUACAAGUUAUGUAUGUAUAUAUAUCUUAGAACUACACAAAACAUCUUUUGCAUUUGUAACUAUUCACUACUGGUGAAUCGAGGUAUUGCAUUUUAUUAAGGCAAUUUUGUUUUGUUUUUUACAGCACUAAGUGUAAAUUUUCUUUGUAAAAUGCAUAUGGAAUCCCAGCAGUGAUUAGUGUGGUUAAUUUAUAUAUGAAUAGUAGUUUUGUUUACAUUUUUUAGAUGUAGUUUCUAUGUUAUUAUUGAACCUGUAAUGAACACAAUUUUGGAUAUACAAGGAAUAUAGUACAUAAAUUGUCCAGAAUAAUGUAGGAUUCUCAUUAUAUGUUCAAGUUUUUAACUCUUAUAGCCCAGAAGGAUGUUUCCUGCCUUAAGGGAAAAAUUGCACCACUUAAUUAAAAACAAAUUAUACAAAACAAACUUGUAUUGUUGUUCUUCAGAUUUGAAAUUUAUUCCGUAAAAGUUAUCUAUUUAAUUUUAUACAUAAAAAUAAAAAACAUUUUGAUUUUAGCAUGUUCUGACAGAAAUUAUAAGUGCUUGUGAAUUUUGGAAUUUUUUCCAAGAAUAAUUCAGCAUUUGUAACCUUCUAGGAGGAAAUUCAUAAUAGCUCUGAUCAAAAUAAUGUUAAUUUUAACUUGCAACUUGAAUACAAGUGUGGUUAUAUUCAUUUUUAUUCAGUCACUGUUGUUGUGAUGUGAUGUAAUUUAUACCUCAAUCUUGAGAACUCAUCCGCUAGCAAUCUAAAAAUAUGAUUAAAGCUCUUUUUCUGUUCCUUUCAGCUAUACGGCCCAACAUAGCUUCCAUUUUAAUGUAGACUUGUAUAUAGAGUAAUGUGAUACUACUUGCAUUGUUCUUUGAAAAAUAACAAAAGAUAAAAUUUAGUUUUAAAGGAAAGUUUUACAAGCAUAUAGGAAGACACUAAAAUCCACAACAAAAACAAUAAUUUUUGUUUCAGGAAAGAAAUGUUUUCAAAAUUUAUUAUUUACAGAAACUACAUAAACUGUAGAAACUUCAACUGAAGUUUCAAAUAAUUUUACCUAGGAGUUUUUUUUUUAAAUGCAACAAAACAACACACAAUAGGUGUAAAAUCAACACACGUAGGCAGGAAAAGUUAUAGUAUUGUGGGAUCGAUGUAAAAAUCUCAUUUCUGAUAGAAGGCUAUUGUAGUUUCAAAUGUUAUCAAUGUUAAGAGGUGUAACAAGCCUUCUAGCACUGCAUAUAAUUUCAAUAAAACAUUUUUUUAAUGUUGUUUUACUUUCUUCAAUUUCUAUAGUGUUUUAUAGUUAAUUUGAAUGUUCAAUUUUUAUAGCAAUGUGGCUGUGCUAUUAAGUUUUAAUCUCUUGGUUGCUUAGAUCUGUCAUCUUUGAGAUCAAAAUGAAGAUAAUGCUAUCAAAGCAUCUUUUCAUUACCAAUUUUCACAAUUAUUUUAAUAUUUCAUUCAUUACCUCAUACUUAGUAAUAUAUGCUGUAUAGUGUCUUGCAUGUAAGCUUCUAAUGUUGAGGUUGCAAUUAAAGACAUUAAAGUUUUUCACUUCUUGUAUGACCAAUUGCUAAGAAUAAUGUUCAUCCUAAUGUGUCUUGUUAUUCUUGAUGCUAAACGUCACUUCUACCAUUUUUAUGAUAUGAAAAGAUGAUUAGUAAAACAUCCUGAAAAAGUUUUAAGAUGAUUACUCAUAAUUAUAAUUGUACUAAAAUUAGGAAAUGGUGUUUAUAUUUCAAAACUUCUGAUUAGUAGUAAUGUUGACAAAUUUUGUAGUGACAUUGAGAUAGGAAAUGCAUAUCUUGUUAUAUAUCAACACAACAGAAUAUUUUCAAAUAAAACUAAGAAAAUCAUAACUUUUGAAGGGAGAACAGAAUGGUAAGAAACAACGUUUAUUAAUCAAAGCAAAUAAACAUCCAGAAGACACAAUUCACAAAUAAGCUACAAGUUAGUAAACCUCUUCCCAUUUUAACUGAUACACAAUGUUUUUCUUUCCAUUUCAGUAAUUUUUUUGUUAUAUAUAUAUACAAAUGUACACAAUAUAAAACUAUUUUUAAGUAGUUAAAAAUAAGCACAAAGUAUACAAUAAUAUAUUCAGAUAGUAUGAAUUAUCACCACAAAUUGACUUUCAUUACCUGUGGUUUUGGUAAGAAAAGAUAUUAUAUGGUUGGAUAAGGCAAAAACUAUUAUCUUAUGAUUCUAAG